Drosophila virilis is the source of this 1063-nucleotide messenger RNA. RefSeq names its product peroxisomal membrane protein 2. Gene Ontology annotation, cellular component: membrane; cytoplasm. The record is from RefSeq and is a predicted model, not a curated record. NCBI's taxonomy places the organism in Eukaryota, Metazoa, Arthropoda, Insecta, Diptera, Drosophilidae.
GCUUACCCAAAGCAACUACAGGUAAAAUUACUCAGUCUUUAAACACCGCUGCUACCAAACGCUGCAAUAUGGCAAUUUCUAAGCCGCUGUACUCGCUCUUCGGCAGCUAUUUGGAGCAGCUUUUCAAUCAUCCCGUGCGCACGAAAUCCUUAACAGCCUGCUUCUUGGCCACCUCGGCGAAUGUCACCUCCCAGCGGCUGGCGGGCGCCAAGAAAUUGAACCAGCACAGCGUCUUUGCGUAUGGUCUGUUUGGCCUCCUCUUUGGAGGCACUGUUCCGCAUUAUUUCUAUCAAACUGUGGAGCGAUUGUUCAGUCAUGAUUUACGCUUUAGGAAGUUCUUUCUGUUCCUGUCGGAGCGGUUAACGUUUGCUCCGUUUUAUCAGCUGCUUUCACUGUAUUUCCUUUCGAUAUUCGAGGGCAAAUCGCACAGCACCGCAGUUGAGAACCUGCAGAAGCUCUACUGGCCCGUGUUGCGCGCCAACUGGCAGUACCUGUCGCUACUUGUCUAUCUGAAUAUAGCCUAUGUGCCGCCCAUGUUCCGUACACUGACCACGGGCAUCAUUUCCUUCAUCUGGGUCGUCUAUAUGGCACAGAAGCGUCGCCGCUUCCAGGAAAAACAAGCAGCUGCCAGGUCCACAUAGACAUAGCAUUCCAUGGCACCCAUCUUUUGCUAUCUAUAACUAUGUAUAUGCAUAUAUAUUAACACGCUCAGUGCAGAUUACGCUGGACUCUUUUUUUAAACGCUUUAUCUGGCGUCUCAAAGGUUUCGAACCGGGAACAAUAAUUGCUUUAACUGUUUAAGUAAAUUGAAACUAUAUAUACAUGUGUACAGUACACUUAAGAUUAGAGAGAAAUAAGAACACCUUACGGCCUUGUAAAUUUGAAAUACCUUAAUUGUUUUUUAUCCUAUGUACAAUGAAAUUAAUGCAUUUGAAAUGGCAACAAAUAAUAUUUAUUUAAAAGCUAGCGAGUAAUCCAAUUAUAUUCGAGUAUUGUUGGCCUUAUAUCAUGGCCGUGUGUCUACAAUAUCAUUUAGCUAAUAAAUUCAAAGAAAUGGCCUAAA